GUCAUUAAUAAAAGCAUUAUGUUACAAAUUCAACGAGAUAGUGAUUAACUGUGUUAUCUACUUUCUCCAAUCCGACUUCACUGACUUCCUGCCAUCAUCCCCAUCUGUUUGGCCUCUGCUCUCCCAUAAUUGUACCUCUCUCUAUCUCUUUCUCUCUCCAUUUAUUCUCGUUUAGUUGCUCCUGACCACUCCACAGGUGGUAAAUACUGGAAACCCAUGAAGACGAUCUUGUCCUCUGGUACUCAAACUCCCCCAAGUAAGCAUAUCACUGAAGCAUAAUCUUCGAUAGAAAAGAAUCGAGUGAGAAACUUUUGGAACCCAUCUAAUCAGCUAGGGAUCCUGGCGAACCAAUUUUCUUUCUGUUGGUGGUGUUGGAAUUUCAUGAACGUGGAGCCAAAACAAGAACUAGUUCUAUGGAACUGCAUUCAUGGUAAAUUGAAGUAGAAGAACAUUUUGUUUCCUUUUGGCAUCUUGGGCGUGGUCUACUUGAUUCCCUCAAGUUGUUUGAGUCUGAAGUAGAAGAACACCAUAAGUGGAUUAAAGUGGUUUAUAUGUGCAAGGGUGACACAAGAAUGUUAAAGGAUUUCGAUGAAGAAUCAGGCCCGAACUUCGAGUGAAUGGCAGGGUGCAUAUGAGUCAUAUCCGACCAUCUAGAAGUUAUUGGAGCUAUGCCGGCUUACAGACUGGCUAAUCUUCUUCCGAAAAGAGUAGUUCUAUUUAUAGGGGAUGUUUCCUACCGUGGGUUGAGCUACUAUCAUGGUGAAAAGCUUAGUGAACGCAGUCAGUAAUUGGAUCUAUUGUCCUUUGGUUGGCCUUUUUCUGAAGAAACAAUCUCUCAACCUCGCCACAUUACUCAAACAUGGCAACACCAAACUUGAACUUGGAAUCUGAAAAUGAGUCAAGAGUCAGCAGCCAAGUAGCUUCAAACCUACCUGUGCAAGAAGUAUCCCCUGAUCCCUCCAAGGACAGCACCACCAAUUCAUCCUGUCUCACAAAUGACCUUAACCUUCAACCAGAUCCAGAGCCUGUCUCCCUUGACUUGACACUCCACUUCAGCAGCUGUGAUGCUGACCUGAAGGGCAUGGGUGAGGCAAGUGAGGUAGCAGCCCAUAAUUCCUCAGCAACAGUUCCAAGGGUUUUCUCUUGCAAUUACUGCCGGCGCAAGUUCUACAGUUCACAGGCACUGGGUGGCCAUCAGAAUGCACAUAAAAGGGAAAGGACAAUGGCAAAGCGUGCUAUGCGCAUGGGAAUGUUCUCCAAUAGCUAUACUAGCUUGGCCUCUCUGCCCCUUCAUGGUUCAUCAUUUCGGUCCCUUGGGAUUGAAGCUCAUGCUGCAAUGCAUCAAGGAAUACUACCAUCAGAAAGGCCGCCUAGAGGUGGAGCAAGGUUCGAACAAGGCUAUUUUGGACCACCGAUGUUCAUGGAAGAUGACGAUGUGGGAAUGUUUUGGCCUGGAAGUUUCCGGCAGGUGAGGGAACCAGUGGGAUCACUUGCUGGUACUUCUGCUUUGGAAUUAAGUCCAAAUGCAAAUAUGAAUUUUGUGGGAAAUGAGUCGAGGACUACUACGUCGUCACCAGAUCUUACUUUGAAACUUUGAGAUUUUUCAUCUCAUAUAGUAUUCACUUUGUACAUGAGAUAUGCAAUGUCAACGGCUAUGUGAUUUAAGAUUUUAAAACAUUAAUGUUUUUGGUUUAUCAAGGAUGUUUUUGCUGUUGUUGUAUAAGUUCUGGAGAAUGAAAUCAGAUUGAGAUCAUCAAAGUA
Messenger RNA from Juglans microcarpa x Juglans regia, 1761 nucleotides. RefSeq names its product zinc finger protein 4-like. The record is from RefSeq and is a predicted model, not a curated record. The transcript has 3 exons. Bases 860 to 1597 code for a protein of 245 amino acids. Lineage: Eukaryota; Viridiplantae; Streptophyta; Magnoliopsida; Fagales; Juglandaceae. Gene Ontology annotation, biological process: negative regulation of abscisic acid-activated signaling pathway.